AUGAAGAUGGCCGACUUUGUCUGUCCUUCAGACGCAUUCCGGGCGUGUCCCCCACACCUACGGACCAAUUUUUCUCAAGAAGACACACGAUUCCGAUUUACACCCGUCAAGACCGCCAAAACCGCUCCCCGCGUCUGGGAGCGCAAGCCGUCGACCGCAUUCCGGGCACGCGGCAAGUCGCGUAAAGUCUGGAAACGCUUUCGCUCCUCCUUCAACAGCAUGAAGGCUCUGCAGCAGUUGACUGCGGCGGACCGUCACACUAUCGACUACGACCUGCAUUUGGAAAUCAACACAUCCCGGAACCCCGGCCUAUUUCGCGGUGUCAAGCGCCGAUGUUUUGCCCUGGAGGCGGACGACUUGGAGGAUGGGGUGCGCGGGCGUUCUUUUCUAGAGACAAAGUGGGAGUUGGGUGUUAAUGGACGACGACGCAAACUACCCCUCGUUUACAGUGAUUUUGUCGACAUUUCCGAUGAGCCGGUGGAAUACGAUAGUCUUCAGCCACAAGAGUCUGGUGAUGAUGCGAGCAACGUGCCGGAGGUGCCCACGUCGACGUUGGAGGAAGCUCUCGCGGAGAACCCUGCAGAUGAGGACGAAUGCUGCAGUCGGAUGCCGGAAACCCCCACCAGACUGGCGGCCGACGCAGCCUAUCCCCGCACGCUACAUGGCCAGUCGCCGCUAGUGUUCAGUGGGAUGACUGACAGCCCAGCACUCAUAAACCCCCACGAGGUCAACGUACAACCGGCUUUGGAUCUCUCCGAUGCGAGUGCAGAAGUGCCUACGACGAAAGAUGACCAUGGCGAACAGGCGGUUACUACGAUGAUCGGUGAUCAACCCGACGAACAGCCCACCACCUUGAUUACAGACACCGUGAAAGAGGAGGCACCUGCUACGAUAAACGUCCCCGUGCCGGAUUUGACGGUCGAACAGGAAUCGACCCUGGUCCGGUCCGCCCUCCGAAGCUCAUUGGACGGAGAGGACACCGAGUUGCUAAACAACUUUUUGUCCAAGGCAAAGGCCAAGCGCGAGGCCAAAGCUGCCGCUAUGAUCGCUCCGGAUGCAGAAAAGACUGAGCAGGAGGUGUCGGUCGCGGUCGCGGUCGCGUCUCCGACUCCACCGUCGCGCCGUGCGCUGGAGAAUCUCGACGCGAACUCACCAUCACCUCAGAAGCCUCAGCUGUCGCCGACCAAGCCACAGGACGAGGAAAACACGCAACCUUCUAGCCCUCGCCGGAGUAGCCGACCACGCCCGAGCCGCGCUUCCUCGCUACUGACGACCAUCACCGCCGCGGCAGCCGUGCGCAACACCCUCUCUCUGCGCCGUGCCAAGGGCACCGAAUUUAUCUUCCUGCAACGCACCGAGGCGCAGGAGCUAGCGCUCGAGACACGGCGGAAUACGCGACUCAACAAGGGCAAUGCGUUGAUGCCAAAGUUCGUUCUGCAGGCGCUAGCACGUAAAUCCCCGGAGGCCAAGAAAGAGAGCUCCCCUUGCACCGAGGAUAGGUCGGGAGAUGACUCGGGACGAUCACGCAAGAAGAAGCAUGUAGCCUGGAACGACCACCGGCUGGUGCAGUUUGAGGGUGAAGAAGAUGGUGCGAAGGGCGAUGGGCAUGACGUUGGCAACGGCGGAAGCAAGGGCCAAAGCCCCGAGAAAAGAAAGGCAGCCAGUAGCCGGACGACGCGGUCGCAAGUGGCGCAGAAGAGUGGUGGGGAGGAUGGCGCCGAUGCAGCUACCGCAGCGCCUACUGCACCCGCUACUGCAACGCCUCGGACGCGGCGCGUGCGCCGGCUGGGGCCCGGAGCAGCCAAACCCGACUCGGGUGCUACCGUGGGUGUGUCGUCACCCACCAGCAGCGACGACACCUCUGCAAGCUGUGAUCACCGCAAGAAGCUGACCCCGAAAUCGCCAAGACGGGCGCCCGCAACACCAUCUAAGGCUGCGGGCGAAAGCAUCAAGACAUCACUGCGCAGUAGUAGCGCAAAGACGAACCUGCUGAAGAUCAACGCUGGGUCAACGCCAGUGCCUCGGAAAAUGCGCCCGCGCCCGUGA
Molecule: messenger RNA, 2046 nt
Organism: Aspergillus sclerotioniger CBS 115572
Lineage: Eukaryota; Fungi; Ascomycota; Eurotiomycetes; Eurotiales; Aspergillaceae
Exons: 3
Coding region: 1-2046 (681 amino acids)
Source: RefSeq, a predicted model, not a curated record